Orbicella faveolata is the source of this 2487-nucleotide messenger RNA. RefSeq names its product vang-like protein 2. Gene Ontology annotation, cellular component: membrane. The record is from RefSeq and is a predicted model, not a curated record. Lineage: Eukaryota; Metazoa; Cnidaria; Anthozoa; Scleractinia; Merulinidae. Gene Ontology annotation, biological process: multicellular organism development.
UUCAUCAAGUGAUCGUAUUUCAACUACGAAGUCACGCUACAAAUUUUAGACGCAAAAACUCCAAACCAUUGAACAUAAGCCGCCAAGAAUCACUUAAUGGAAUUUUUUCGACCUCCGGUUCUCUAUUUUUUUGUCCAGUGAAGCAUUUCUAACGAUCAGAAUAAAUUUUUGCAGUAUAAGGGACCCGAGUAAAUAUCAAUCACGUGCACACGAUAAAAUUCCCAAUAGGAUCAUUGAUAGGGCUUCUAAUUAUUCCAAAGAAUGUUAAUAAAUUAAAGUGGCCAAUCAUGUGCUCCCAAGGGAGUCACUCUUGAAAAAGAGAGGUCUUCAAAGUGACAUGUAUAGCGUUCCGACAAACGUGCUGUAUUUGAAUUCAGUGUGCGAUUGUGCUUUGAGACGAGCGCCAAAAAAACUUCCACUUCUGCCCACAAGCACACUAGAAAGAAAGGCGUAUAUCAGUUGAAGGGUUGCGCUAAGAGUUGAAAGCAUUUCAUGCCGAAGAACGGCUUUGGUAGCCGGAGAUUUUAGCCAUGCCGAGAGGGGAACAUCACAAAUCCGAUCGCGAUAGAGACCAUAAUCAUAGGGACCGACGAGACCGAGCCGAGGAAACUGGAAGUCAAGAAAUAUUAGAUGAAGGUAUUAUACAAGUGCAGGUUAUUCCUCAAGACGACAAUUGGGGAGAGACAGCAACAUCUAUCACUGAAACAGCAACAUCGAUCGUAACACUUAGCGAGACAGACUUGAGUGAUGUUGUCAAAGAAAGACGUGGUAUUUCAUGCGGCACGUUCGGGCGCCAUGUUAAGCUCGUACCCCAAGCGAUUUUGUGCCUGUUCGCUGUUGCUUCGCCGAUCUUUUUCGUCGUUUUUCCCGUUGUUACAUGGAAGCCUAUACCCUGUGGCUCAAACUGUGAUGGUCUUUUCAUCAGCUUUGCCGUCAAAGAGCUGUUAUUAGUGAUCGGGAUUUGGGCUUUGUAUUUUCGAUUGUCGCGGGUCACGUUGCCUCGAGUGUUUGUUCUUCGGGUUGGAAUGAUGGCGCUUGUUUUCUUGGUCCUCGUUUGUUACUGGCUUUUCUACGGUUUGCGGAUCAUCGACAAGACAGUACACUUUACUGAGAUCCUUCACUUUGCGGUCACGUUGGUAGAUACUCUGCUUUUCUUGCAUUAUGCAUCACUGGUGGUGUUGUGGAUUCGACAAUCCGACCCUUUGUUUACACUCAAAGUGAUUCGCAGCACCGAUGGAGUCAGUCGAUUUUAUAACAUCGGUCCUCUGUCCAUUCAGCGGACGGCCGUGUUUGUGUUGGAGCAGUAUUACAAGGAUUUUCCCGAGUAUAAUCCGUAUCUGACGCAAACUCCUGCGAGGUCAUCGCACAAGCAGUUCUCCAGUCUCAAGUUCUAUGACAUAGACGGCAAGCAAAAUGACAAAGUAAACCCACGGGCCAAAGCAAUCUUAACAGCGGCUUCAACCCGUAGACGCGAUCCUGCGAGAAACGACCGCUUUUACGAAGAAGCGGAGUUCGAUCGAAAGGUUAAGCGGCGAAAAGCGCGCUUGUAUAACGCCUGCGAGGAGGCGUUUGGACACAUCAAACGCGUGCAACUCGAGCGCGGACCGUGUGUACCCAUGGACCCAGAGGAGACAGCGCAAUCAUUGUUUCCAUCGUUUGCGCGACCACUUCAGAAAUAUCUAAGGACUGUAAGACUCCACCAUCGCUUCACAAUGGAUGGAAUCAUUAAACAUCUCGCUCACUGUCUUACUUUCGACAUGACCCCGAAAGCGUUUCUGGAACGUUAUACGAACGACCAGCCCUGUGUAGAAUUUACGACGAAAAAGCGAACUCAAAGCUGGAGUUUAGUCUGCGAAGAACAGGUUACCAAAUCAUUGUCCUCCUCAACAGUUUUUCAACUCAAAUGCGAGGAUCUUUCUAUCAUUGUUACGGUUAGAAGACUCCCGUACUUUGAUAUUUCAGAAGACGAAUUUGACUUUGAAAGCAAUAAGUUUGUAUUGAGGCUCAACUCCGAGACUUCGGUUUGAGCCAGCAGCAAACACUGCGGACCAAAUAUUUUGUAAAUAUAAUUAUUGCCGUUGUAUUUUUCAAGUGUGCUCUCAGAGAGAAACAAACUUUAAGUUAAGGACAUUUUUCAAGCGCUUGGAUAUUACAGUUGAAUGUUUAUUUCAACAUGAAAUGUACGAUAUUGUUUCCUCGUUCGUGUUAUUCCAAAGAAAAUCACGAUUGUAUUGAAUUUCUAUAGAAAAUGUUGCAAGCCAAGGAACAUUGUUAAUUCUUGUACUUUCUAACGUAAACUUGUACAAAAAACAGCUUCGUUAUUGAACGAUCCUUUAUUUUCGAAAGGAUUGGCAGUUUAAUUGUAAUAGAUUUGUUAGUGAUUUGUGCGAAACUAUUUUGAUCUUUAUCUCUUUGCAUUUAUUAUUUACUGCCGAAAAUUCCAGUUUAAUUUACAAACUGCAAACUAAUUAAAUCUUUUGGAACUGA